This is a messenger RNA of Lottia gigantea (owl limpet), 2518 nucleotides long. RefSeq lists its product as hypothetical. Gene Ontology annotation, cellular component: membrane. The record is from RefSeq and is a predicted model, not a curated record. Gene Ontology annotation, molecular function: protein binding; transmembrane signaling receptor activity. Bases 95 to 2356 code for a protein of 753 amino acids. Gene Ontology annotation, biological process: toll-like receptor signaling pathway; inflammatory response; immune response. The transcript has a single exon. Lineage: Eukaryota; Metazoa; Mollusca; Gastropoda; Lottiidae.
CUUGACUAAUACUUGUGAAUACAGGUUGAGUCAUCCAUGUUAGAUAUAGAGAGCUGUCGCUCAAGUGAACGUCGAUUCGAAUAAACAUCCAAAUAUGCAUGUUAUUUGUGUGAUCGGAUUUAUAUCUGCAUUCAUUGUAUUUGAAGUAAGUGGAGUUAAUUUCAAACAAUCUGUACGGUCGCACGUGAACGAUACCGCCGGUUCGAAUCGUAUUAAAAGAUUGCCCAAAGUGUUAAAGAGAUACGCAAACAGACAUGACGUAUCAAUAGCUAACAAAUUUGGCGUGUCAAGAAAUGGAAACGAGCUAACAAACGGAAACGAACCAAGUCGAGUACCAUGUGUGAACAGCACCACCAAUCAAUCUGUGUGUCUCUGCUCUUCAGAUGGAACAUUUACAGACUGUUCAAGACGAAACCUUACUUUCUUUCCCAUUGUUCCACUGGAAACUAAGACACUGAAUAUGAGCGGAAACAGUUUAAAGAAUUUAGAUCAAGAUAGUUUAACUAAUAUAUCUACUUUAUCUAAAAGUUUAAAAAGUUUAGAUAUUUCUAAAAACAAUAUUUCAUACAUAGAAAACGGUUCACUGUCAAAUUUUACAGUUUUAAAGAUUCUUAAUGUAAGUGUCAAUCAUAUCUCUAAUAUAGCUAUUGAAAAUCUUACUAGUGGAAUUUCAACCCAGCUCGAACAUUUGAUACUGGAAGGGUUGCAAUUGAAGGAACUUCCAUAUCUUUCAAUGCCACAUUUGAACAAUACACGCCUUUCGACUUUCUCUGUUAAAAAUAACAGCAUCAGGAAAGUUUCCACUACCGACGUUUUUCAAUCCUUGAAGAAGCUAAAAUAUUUGGACCUUUCGUUUAAUUCCAUUCGCCAUAUCCUUAUAGAACACUCUGAAAGUCUGGAAAGUUUCAGUUUGUCAUCGAACGAGUUAACUGGAAUCCCUCAUUGCUGUAAGAAUGGAACUAAAUUUCCUAAUUUAACUUGGCUUUUUCUCGACGACAACUGUAUACACGAUUUACAUACUGAUCGCUUGGACUGUUUGGAUAAACUGGAACUGUUAAAUAUUUCAGCUACGAAAAUCCGGCGUGUUUCGACGAAUAGUUUUGCUGGGUUUAAAUCCUUACAAAGAUUAACCUUAGAGAGAACGGACAGUUUACGCUAUCUUGAGCCGUAUGCAUUCAAUAGUUCUUCUCUUGAAAGAGUAUAUAUUCGUUUCAACGAUUUGGAGUUCACUUCGGAACAGGUUGACACAGCAACGAUCUUGCAAUUGUGCCGAGGACUUGUAAAGCUAGACCUUUCCGGUAACUGGAUGCCAAUGUUGAAUAACACUCUAUGGGAUUAUCUGUUACGAAAUGUGUCCAACCUCAUAUAUCUGGAUAUAAGUUACAGUGGAAUUCUAUUUUUACCCGAAGCUAUCCCUAACAAUUUACUCAAACUUCAAUCUCUUCAUGUUACCGAUAACGCAAUAGAUUUCAUUCCAAACGGUUAUUUUAAUCCAUUGAUAGAAUUAAAAACACUCUACUUGAAUGGUAAUAGAUUAACUACCAUCACAGAACAGGAUUUUCCACCAAGUUUUACAUAUCAUCUAGAUUUCAUCAAUGUUGCUUAUAAUCCAUUUGUUUGUAAUUGUGACUUGUUGUGGUUUAUUGAAUUUACUAACAAAAAUAAGCAUAAAAUGGAUUGUUAUCCAACAGAGUAUGAAUGUUCAAAAAUUAGACGGAAGUUAAUAAGCCAGUUUAAGAUUAACAAAAAAUCUUGUUUAUUGAGAAAGGAAACCUCUAAAAUAAUUAAAUGCACCUGUAUUGCGGCGUUGUCGUUAAUAUUAAUCAUGACGGUCGUGUACCGUUAUCGCUGGCGAUUACGUUACACGCUUUACUUUCUGAAUUUUAACCGUCGCAAGUGUUCGACAAACAGAGGAACGGUGUAUACCCACGACGUUUAUAUUAGUUCGGCUCAUGCUAAUUUCAAUACGGUUUAUUACAAAAUUAUUAUGGAACUUGAAAGUAAAGGACUCAAAGUUUACUUUCCACAUCGAGACGGCAUGCCAGGGACGAUGGUUUUAGGAGACUGUUUGGAUAGAAUAGAUAACAGCAAACGUGUUAUUUUAUGUUUAUCAAAUGCCUAUUCUCAUGAUAAUCUGUGUGAAUUUGAAGCCCAUAUGGCAUUAGAAAGAUCUCUUAUUGAACAUGGUGACAGUAAUGCUCUCAUUGUGAUCGUUUUAGAAGAAAUUUGUUCUCUGAAUGUGACCAAGAUCAUACAUAAAUUAAUUCGGACUGGUGAUUAUCUUAUAUGGGACGAAAAUCACGCAUCCGACAACCUUUUUUGGAGACAACUUGGUGAAAGAAUGGAAAUAAUUUAAACUGUUUUUAAAGGAAUGGCUCAUAUUUUGUUUUCCAGUCUAUCUGUACAUAGGGUGGGGCUUUUGUUGAAGCUUCCGCCAUAGUAAUUACAAGUAGGUCUUGGGUAAUGUACACUAUUUAUAUCGCUUUAUAAUUGUAAAAAAAUAAUUUUUGCAUAAAAA